Penicillium roqueforti is the source of this 888-nucleotide messenger RNA. RefSeq lists its product as uncharacterized. The transcript has 3 exons. Lineage: Eukaryota; Fungi; Ascomycota; Eurotiomycetes; Eurotiales; Aspergillaceae. The record is from RefSeq and is a predicted model, not a curated record. The coding region runs from base 1 to 888 and encodes 295 amino acids.
AUGCUCGACCUCCACAGCAAGACACAAAAACUAUCCUUCACCCAGCUGAAGGCCUAUAUUGAAAACCUUACAUCAAUCUUUGAGGAAGGCCAGUUUGAGCGACCAACGAUCGCAAUCUCUUCCCUGAAUAUCGGCGACGUCCAAGUUUUACUCAAGCUCACUCAUUCAUUGGACAACCUUGAGUUCUGUAACAGAACUCCGGUUGAACUGUCCCCCGUCUGCGCUGAAUGGAUGGACAUGACGAGAGACGCGUUUGGCAAAAGUGGACCCAAUGAAGCGUUAACCCGGAUCACUCUCAACAACCUCCUCAUCUUCGCCCAUCAUUUUGUCACCUCGCAACCUAGCACCACUUCCUCAGACAUGAACAUGAACGACUUGAACUUGAAUGCCGAAGGCCUCUGGCGUUAUGGCCCCGUCAUGCAUAAGGACACCAAGCACGACCUUGUUGGGCGCCCUGACUAUAGCCUGUGGUACGGCAAUGAAGAGGAUGUGGCUGUCAGUGUUGUUGUGGUUGAAACGAAGGGAGUUGAAUCUGUGACAAGCGGGGUCUCUCAAACUCUCGGCUACAUGGGUUGCGUUCACAGACGUCGAAAAGACCUCCAGAAGAAAGAUGCAACUGUGUAUGGUGUUGUGUCUGAUGGCCAGUGUUGGUGGUUCUUGAAGAUUAACAAUGACUCGGAGUGGUCAGAGUAUAUCAUUACUGCCCGUCACGGAAAUUAUCAGGAGGUGGUAGGAAUACUUGUGCAUAUGUUCCGAACUGCUGCGACCAUGUCUCCCGCUCAGUCAGAGGGAACAUCACUUCAGACCCACUCAAAGGAGGCGUCUGCUGAAUCAUAUAUGGAGUUUGAUGAGGAGGCGGUGGAAGAUGACGAUGAGGAAGAAUUCUGA